Molecule: messenger RNA, 354 nt
Organism: Pipistrellus nathusii (Nathusius's pipistrelle)
Lineage: Eukaryota; Metazoa; Chordata; Mammalia; Chiroptera; Vespertilionidae
Source: the annotation of a GenBank genome assembly
AUGGCUGCGAACUGUGAAUCCUCGGCCCCAGCUGCCUCUGGGGAACAUAAGGUCCUUGUUCAGCUGGAAGUAUGUCUGAAGCAUGCAAGUCGUACCUCAUCUCCUUGGUUCAUCUGGGGGGUUCUUUUGUUUCUGUGGGUGAGGAAUGAUGUGAACUCCACCCAUCAGCUCAGGGGACUUCCCCCACCUCUGACCUUUGGCUGUCCUUCCUGUGUGUCACCGUUAGUACUUCGAUGGCACUUCCUACAGCCUACCCAACUCGACAGUAACUGUGACCUCCUCUUAUUUUCCUACUCGAUUGUAAGCUCCCACAGGCAGGCACUCGCCUCAUUCGCCUUGUAUCUGAGCUCUUAG